This is a messenger RNA of Calidris pugnax (ruff), 1284 nucleotides long. It is a transcript of the gene IFT46, whose product is annotated as intraflagellar transport 46. The record is from RefSeq and is a predicted model, not a curated record. Lineage: Eukaryota; Metazoa; Chordata; Aves; Charadriiformes; Scolopacidae. Bases 86 to 991 code for a protein of 301 amino acids. Gene Ontology annotation, biological process: intraciliary transport; cilium assembly. Gene Ontology annotation, cellular component: motile cilium; intraciliary transport particle B; centrosome. The transcript has 10 exons.
GGGCGGCGCGGCGGGGAGGCCGGCCGGAGCCCGCGCGCCGGGGGGGGGGGGAGCGGGCCGCCCCCGGGGCUCCCGGCGGCCUGGGAUGCCCGAUCGCGGCAGCGACGAGGAGGGAGGCGACGGCAAGGAGGCGGCCGGCCCGGCCCCCCCCGCCGCCCUCAGCGAGGACGACGACGAGGACUCGGACGACUCAGAGGAGGACGACUCCUCCGAAACAGACUCGGAGGACGACUCGGAGGAGCGCGGGGCUGCGCUGGAGGGUGACUUCAAUCUGACAGAUUUUGACUACCUGCCCGUGUCUUCUGAAAUCAAAGAGCUCUUUGAAUACAUCAAAAGGUACACUCCCAAAACGAUAGACAUCGAGUACAAACUGCAGCCUUUUAUUCCCGACUUUAUUCCUGCUGUUGGGGACAUUGACGCGUUCCUAAAGGUGCCCCGGCCCGAUGGGAAGCCCGAUAACCUGGGGCUGCUGGUCCUGGACGAGCCCUCGACCAAGCAAUCGGAUCCCACCGUGCUCUCCCUCUGGCUGACGGAGAACUCCAAGCAGCACAACGUCACGCAGCAGAUAAAAGUGAAGAGUUUGGAGAACGCCGAGAAGAACCCCAAGGCCAUCGAGAGCUGGAUUGAAAGCAUCAGUGAACUGCACCGCUGCAAGCCCCCGGCCACCGUCCACUACACCAGGCCGAUGCCUGACAUUGAGACCCUGAUGCAGGAAUGGUCACCGGAGUUCGAGGAGCUCUUGGGGAAGGUGGGGCUCCCCACGGCAGAGAUGAGCUGUGACCUGCCUGAAUACAUCGACAUGGUCUGUGCCAUUCUGGACAUCCCCGUCUACAAGAGCCGGAUCCAGCCCCUGCACCUCCUCUUCUCCCUCUACUCCGAGUUCAAAAACUCGCAGCACUUCAAGCCCCUGGCUGAGGGGAAGAAAGGCCGGAGCCCGCCCUCCAACCCACCCUCGCAAGUGGCGGAGGCAGAAGUGUUGAGCUUCACUUGAUACUUCACGUUAAACCCCCGUCUCCUGCAUUGAUGCCCACCCCAGACCCCCAGGUUUGGCCCCAGCAGCCCCUGGAGCUCACUGGCCCAGAGCCCCCCAGCUCGUAGAGGUGCUGCCUUUCUGUGCUCACAGAGCAGGGCUCCACCCAGCACAGUUGUGGCAGAAGCUGCCCCGUCACUCCGUCUUUGCCCUGUCCCCAGCAGUUCACCCAGUGCCAGGCUCCCUGCGCCACAGAUGGGGCAGGGCCUCCUCCAGCUGCAGCAGCUGGGAAUAAAUUCCGUGCUCAGACACCA